This is a messenger RNA of Trichoderma breve, 1137 nucleotides long. RefSeq lists its product as uncharacterized. Gene Ontology annotation, biological process: mitotic sister chromatid cohesion. The transcript has a single exon. The coding region runs from base 1 to 1137 and encodes 378 amino acids. The record is from RefSeq and is a predicted model, not a curated record. Gene Ontology annotation, cellular component: NatA complex. Gene Ontology annotation, molecular function: acyltransferase activity, transferring groups other than amino-acyl groups. NCBI's taxonomy places the organism in Eukaryota, Fungi, Ascomycota, Sordariomycetes, Hypocreales, Hypocreaceae.
AUGUCACUCCCUACCACCGCCGGCAAGCCCUCGCAAACGUCCAUCCGAUCCUUCUUCCAAGCCAAACCACCACAAUACGCUCCGCCGCCUUCAAGCAAAAGCAACGGCUCAUCCAUCCCCCUCGCGCCAGUAUCUCCUCCAUCUCAAUCGCAAUCUCAAUCCCAACUCUCCGAGUCCGCCCCGCCUCCGGAUUCUACAUCCCCACACUCCGCCGCCGCGCCGCCAUCGCGAUCCUCAGAUCGAAACCAAGAAGCUCAAGAACACAACAAUCAUCAAGCCUCCUCAAGUCACCCCCGACUUCCCCUCGAAGCCUCCAUCCGCCCCAUCACCUCCGCCGACGUCAACGCCCUCCGCCGCCUCAACGCCCUGCUGCUCCCCGUCAGCUACCCCGAGACCUUCUACAACCGCGCCGCCGACCCCGUCACAGGCCGCUUCUCGCGCGUCAUCUGCUGGGCGCACCAGGGCGACGAACCUAAACCUGUCGGGGGCAUCGUCUGCCGCGUCGAGCCAGACGUCGACGUGCGUGCCGCCGGCUCCCAGACCGCCCAGAACAUCUACAUCCAAUCACUAUGCCUGCUGUCGCCAUACCGCUCCCUAGGCCUCAUCGCCGCCGCCCUUGACGACAUCAUCGCCGCUGCCGUCACUGACCCGACCCUCGAUGUCCGAACCGUCACAGCCCAUGUCUGGACCGAGAACGAAGAAGGCCUGCACUGGUACGAGGCGCGCGGCUUCCAGAAGCAAGAACCCGCCAUCAGGGGCUACUACAUCAAGCUGCGCCCCGACUCGGCCUGGCUCGUGUCCAAACCCGUCAGCGCCUCCGUCCUCAGCUCUCUCCCCUCCUCGGCGCCCCCGCUGUCUCGCCCCGAUAUAUCCAGCACCACCGCGGCCGUGCUGAGCCUGCCGCCCAUGGCGAACCAGCCCCCCGUCAGGCCACCUGCCAGAGUAGCAUCCGGCAAGUCGUUCCAGAACCAGCGGCCCGAGACGGAGUGGAAUGAUCUCCCUGCAGACAUGGCGCCGUCUCUCCUUGGCCCGCCGAAGAACGGCAGCGAGCCGGGAUCCGGCGCGAGCUCGAGGAGCAGCUCCACCGUAAGAAGGAAGAAGGAUAGAUCAUACCCAGCUGCGGCAUUUGGACAGUAA